AUGUCAGUAUCUGACCAGUCUGCCUUCCUUAACCAUAAUGUUUUGGUUUCUCUCUUUCUGGUUAGUUUUAUUUCUUUUGUUGGUAUAUUUGUUUAUCUUCCGUUUCUUUCCAUUGAUUCCUUAUCUAUUCUCUUUCUUUCUUUCUUUCUUUCUUUCUUUCUUUCUCUCAGUCUGUCCAUAUCUAUCUAUCUAUCUAUCUAUCUAUCUAUCUAUCUAUCUAUCUAUCUAUGUGCAUUUUUCCAAUCCAUUUUACAAAUGAAUUCUUCUCCCUCUCCCUCUCUCUCCCCACCCAUUUGUUAUCGCCAUCGAACAUCUUUUUCUUUUUUCGUUUCCUCAUCCGUCUAUCUCUCCAUUUAUUCCAUCUCACGUCUUUCUUUCUUUCUUUCUUUCUUUCUUUCUUUCUUUCUUUCUUUCUUUCUCCACAUUUAUCCCAUUUCACGUAUUUAUUUCUUUCUUCACAUUUUUCCCAUCUUACGUCUUUCUUUCUUUCUUUCUUUCUUUCGUUUACUUUAA
Molecule: messenger RNA, 513 nt
Organism: Acanthosepion pharaonis
Lineage: Eukaryota; Metazoa; Mollusca; Cephalopoda; Sepiida; Sepiidae
Source: the annotation of a GenBank genome assembly